Messenger RNA from Plasmodium vivax (malaria parasite P. vivax), 1428 nucleotides. RefSeq lists its product as hypothetical. Lineage: Eukaryota; Apicomplexa; Aconoidasida; Haemosporida; Plasmodiidae. Bases 532 to 1428 code for a protein of 298 amino acids. The transcript has a single exon. The record is from RefSeq and is a predicted model, not a curated record.
GGAAGACUCCCUUUCACGCUAUGCAAUUGUAUUCUCCCUAUUAUGGAAGGGCAGGCCGAUCGUUUGGGAGCCACCCAUAUUUUGUUCUUUUCCGUUUUGAAAGCAGAUCUUGGUUAGCUGUCACGUGAGAGGUGUGUGUGUGUCCGUCUUACGUAUGCACUCGUUUGUCUGCAUUUGUCAGCAUUUUCGUUUUUGCACUUUUGCGUUUUUUCCUUUCCGUGCUGCGAACUUUUUUGCCUUCGCGUGUACGCGCAGCAAUUCAUAGAGGUUCCCCCCCCAUUAGCUAAAUAAAAAAAAGGAGAGUUAAGGCGGACUAUUUGUCUUUUGCGAGCUGACCAGGAAGUAGAGUUCGUUCGUUUGAAGUGGCGAGUGAGAGGCACAGUUGUGUUAUUUAUUUAUUUAUUUUUUUUGUUUUUGCGACCCGAGUGGGUAGAAGCGCAGCCGUGCAGCCGCAGCGAGUGGAAACAUUGAGCGGUGAAACUUGCCACCUGUCCAAGGGGUGAAUAAUCGUGCGUUGAGCGGAACGCAAAAAUGGGGCACCUGAAAAAGUGGAGACUAUUCUGCUGCGUGUACCUCUUAGUGGCCGGGAUCGGAACGCUGGCCUUGAGGAAGAGCAAAGUUGACGGGGGUGCCAUAGGCAUACAAGGGAAGGAAAAAAAGGGCCCAGUGGAGAAGGCGAGUGGGGAGGAAGUGAAGAAGAAUGGAGCGGAGACAAACCAAACGAGUGUCAAAGUGUGCAGUGGUAGUGACAGCAAAGGUGGCGCAGGGGAGGGGUGCCCAGUGGAGGCGUCAGCAACGAGUGGAGCAGAGCAAACGGGGGAGAAGCAAGACGUGGGGAAGGUGCAAAACGUGGGGAAGGUGCAAAACGUGGAGGUACAAAACGUGGAGGUACAAAACGAUGCUUCCAAUAAGAAGAGCAUUCUAGACAGCGUGGUGAUCCCCGAAGAUUCCUUCGAAAGCGCGAAAAGCUUGUGCGAGUUUGUUGUUAUAAAAAGUGAGCAAUUUAAAGCCUUUUGCAAGCAGUCAAAUUUGUUUAAAGAAAUCCAGCUGCUAAAACAGAAGGACCCGAAUCUGUAUGCACAGAUAGCAGGGGAGUCGUAUGAGAACGAAGCUACCUCUAGCUUCCAAGUCCUAAAGGAUGAGGGGGAUAGGAAAAUCGUGAUGGAGGACGAUAGGCACAAUCCGAAGAUGUCCAUUUUUUUUUUGUUUCAAAAAAUGUGCGUUGGGGGGAUCCCUCUGGCGUGCACUAACAUCCUCAAGGUAGAUAACGUGUUCGACGUGAACCAGAGUGGCGGUCAGCUGGGUGGGGGCAGCGCCGGCAAGGCGGAAGCGGAAGACGUGGAAGGCGAAAUAACGGGCGCGGCGGAGGAGCAGGCAAGCCAGGGGGCCUCGGAGAGCGUCGCGGACUUGACCGAGGAGGGCAGUUGA